CUGGGCGCCAAUCAUCUAUCUAUAGCUGAACACAACACUAGCGGAGUGUAUAAUGAUAGUGAGGAGACUACGGCAUUGUACACAACAAAAAGCAUUAUUAAUAUAUACGCGUGCAAUACUCGAGGACGAGGGGAGGGAGGCUGCGGCAGGAACCACGCGGGAGUCUCGAGAGAGGACUCGGCGGGGAGUGAGGAGGAGGAGGAGGGAGGGAGGGGGUGGGAGGACGAGGAGAGACGAGCCUUAGAGCGGGGCGCAGGCGGCGGUGGACCAGCGAAGUUGCCGCGGCGGCGGCCGCGCGCGCCUCACCUACUCUUAUUUUUAACCUAA
This is a messenger RNA of Danaus chrysippus (African queen), 327 nucleotides long. The record is from the annotation of a GenBank genome assembly. Lineage: Eukaryota; Metazoa; Arthropoda; Insecta; Lepidoptera; Nymphalidae.